Messenger RNA from Paramecium tetraurelia, 1152 nucleotides. RefSeq lists its product as uncharacterized. The record is from RefSeq and is a predicted model, not a curated record. The transcript is spliced from 3 exons. Lineage: Eukaryota; Ciliophora; Oligohymenophorea; Peniculida; Parameciidae.
AUGCAAUUUCAUUUAAGGCAUUCCUCUUUCAUAGAGAGCUUUCUAACUCAGUUUGGUCCAGAGAAGUAAAAUUAAGUCAUUGAAUACUUGAUCAUCAUGGGAAUUGACUUAGCAAAUAAAACUGGAACAAGAAACUCAAAGGAAUUAUACCAAUUAUUAAAACAACUUUCAAAAAACAUUCAAGAACAAACUUCAGGUGAUAUAAAAAACGAAAUAAAAACAAUUCAAAAAUAAUUGAGAGACUUGAAUGAUCUAAUCUAAAUCUCCCAAAGAGAAAAUAGAAAUGUUCAGGGAACUCAUAAAAAAUAUAAAUAAGUGAAUGAAAACAACUCAAAUCGAUAUGAAUAAUAUGAAAAUAAUCACCUUCAUCCACCUGAUUACUAAAACACUUAUCACACAUAUAACACUCAGAGAUCACAAUCUAAAUCUCCAGUCCAUCAUAAUGACCGUACUCCCCAUAAAUUAAAGCAUUCGAGAUCUCAUUCCCAAAGAAACCUAACUCCUAAGAUUACUGAAUCACCUCCUCCUCCCUAAAUUGUUUACAUCAACAAAAUGCACAACAAAUUCGACAUCAAACCCUAAUUUGACGAUCGACAAAUCAAAAAAUUGAUGUAUGGAGAUCCCAAAAACUAAGACAGAGGUAGGUACUAUGGUAAAAGUCCUUCGCCUCAAUAACUAAUUUAUUCCUCUCAAACUAGUGGAGGUCUAUCAUAUAGGCAGUAUCCUGGGCAAGUCAUUCAUAAUUAGGCAGACAAACAGAAAUAGAAUACUUCACCUAAGAAAUUGCCUGCCUAUUUACAGAAUGUGGAAUCUAAAAUCAAGCCUUUGGUUGAUUAGGAUAAGCUCUAAUAUAAGGAGAUUUAAAAAGAUAGGGAGAAUAAUAAUAAUCAUAAUAAUAAACAAGAAGGUACUGUAAAAAAAUUAAAUAACAAUUCCCUACAACAAUAGAAUAGUGCUGAAACUGAUACAUUCUUCGAUAUCCAACAAUAUAUUUAGGAUUAGAAAAAAUACUAGUUUUCUCCGGUCUAAGAAAUGAAUGAUGAUGGGAGAAACGAAGAUGAAGAAGCAAGUGACACUUUCUCUAAUUUCAGUCCGCCAAAUGAAGAGGUAAAGGAAUUCUUUCAACAAGAAUAUCUUUAAUAACGUAGAUGA